Messenger RNA from Mirounga angustirostris (Northern elephant seal), 701 nucleotides. RefSeq names its product glycine cleavage system protein H (gene GCSH). Gene Ontology annotation, biological process: protein lipoylation; glycine decarboxylation via glycine cleavage system. The record is from RefSeq and is a predicted model, not a curated record. The transcript is spliced from 5 exons. Gene Ontology annotation, cellular component: glycine cleavage complex; mitochondrion; cytoplasm. Lineage: Eukaryota; Metazoa; Chordata; Mammalia; Carnivora; Phocidae. The coding region runs from base 141 to 662 and encodes 173 amino acids.
AGCCCCUCCCCCGCGCCCCGGACCAGCCAGCUCGCUCCGGCUUGCUCCGGUCCGGGGCCGCCCCCGCCCCGCUCCUGCUCCGCCCCUGCCGGCUGGGGUUUCCGAGCCGCUUGCACUGCGACCCCCGCACCUCUGUGAACAUGGCGCUGCGAGCGGUGCGGAGCAUGCGGGCUGUGGCCUGCAGUCUGCGCGUCGCCUCCGCGCCCGCCGCACCCUGCCCACCGCGGCCCUGGGGGCUGAGGGCGGGCGCUGUCCGGACACUGCGCACGGGCUCCGCUCUGCUCUCCGUGCGUAAAUUCACAGACAAACAUGAAUGGAUAACAACAGAAAAUGGUAUUGGAACAGUGGGAAUCAGCAAUUUUGCACAGGAAGCUCUGGGAGAUGUUGUUUACUGUAGUCUGCCUGAAGUUGGGACAAAACUGAACAAACAAGAUGAGUUUGGUGCUUUGGAAAGUGUGAAAGCUGCUAGUGAACUCUAUUCGCCUUUAUCAGGAGAAGUAACUGAAAUUAAUGAAGCUCUUGCAGAAAAUCCAGGACUUGUCAACAAAUCUUGUUACGAAGAUGGUUGGCUGAUCAAGAUAGCACUCAGUAAUCCUUCAGAACUGGAUGAAUUAAUGAGUGAAGAAGCAUAUGAGAAAUACAUAAAAUCUAUUGAGGAAUGAAAAUGGAACCCCUAAAUAAACUAGUAUGAAACAACUUAA